CAGGCUGACAAAAAUUCUUAUAAAAUGAGGACAAAAUUCAGUUUGAAUCAGUCGAGUGGACUCAUCGAUAAGCAACGGUAGUAAAGAGAGUCGUGUUAUCCAGCUGUUCGUUACCAAGUCAAAUUUCACUUAUUAUCAUGGCUAACUACGCCACAUUGCUGCUAUUGGCUGUUGUUUCUUUGAUGGCUGGAGAGGCCAUGGGUGGACCGAUGGGAUCGUCUUCAUCCGGGUACUACACCACUCCGGCGUCCUACUACACCAGCAAGGCUCCUGAGUACUACACAACGAAGAAGGCUGAGUAUUACACGACAAAAUAUGCUGCCCCGAGCUACUACACCGAACCUCCCAAGUACUACACGACCAAAGCGCCGGAAUACUACACAACUACGUAUGGUGCUCCGACGUACUACACCGAAGCCCCCAAGUACUAUUCGGCUCCAAGUUACUACGCAGAGGCACCCAAAUACUACACAACGAAGGCACCGGAGUAUUACACAACGACUUACGCUACAUCAAGCUACUACACUGAGGCUCCAAAGUAUAACUCUGCUCCCAGUUACUACACCACUGCUGCUCCUUCGUAUUACGUUGAACCUAGCUACUACACUACAACGUAUGCUGCUCCAUCUUACUACACUGAGGCUCCCCAAUAUUACACCACAAAGGCUGCUGAAUACUACACAACUAAAGCCCCGGAGUACUAUACCAAGAAAGCUGAAUACUACACCACCACUUACGCUGCCCCUGUUUACUACACUGAGGCUCCCAAGUACUAUCCGGCUCCGACCUACUACCAAAGUGAAGAGCCACAGUACUACACCACCAAGGCACCUGAAUACUACACCACCACUUAUGCGGCUCCCAGCUAUUACACUGAGGCUCCAAAGUACUACUCUGCCCCAAGCCACUACCCUGAAGCAGCUCCUAAAUACUAUUAGAGGCAAACCCCCAGCUACUACACCACCAAGGCUCCCGAGUACUACACAACGAAGAAGGCCGAGUAUUAUAUAACAACAUAUGCUGCACCUAGCUACUACACCGAGUCACCAAAAUACUACACGACCAAAGCGCCUGAAUACUACACCACAGCAUCCUACUACACCACUACAUAUGCUGCUCCGACCUACUACACUGAAGCUCCCAAGUCCUACUCAGCUCCAAGCUACUACACUGAGGCUCCGAAAUACUACACCACUAAGGCACCGGAGUACUACACAACGUUUUACGCUGCACCAAGUUACUACACCGAAGCCCCCAAGUACUAUGCUGUCCCCAGCUAUACUACUACUACCGCUGCUUACUACACCGAAGCAGAAGCAACCAAGUACUACGUAGCUCCGAUUUACUACACUGAGACCCCUCAGUAUUACUCCACCCCGUCUUACUACACCGAGCCUAGCUACUACACAACAACAACCUAUUCCACCCCAGCUUAUUACCCUGAAGCUCCAAAAUACUACUCGGCACCAAGUUACUACACUGAAGCCCCGGUUUACUCUGCUACAUAUGCCAAGCCAAGUUACUACACCGAUGCACCACAAUACUACACUGCCACUUCUUAUUAUACCACUAAGGUCCCCGAGUACUACGCUAUGGAAAAGGCCGAAUACUACCCUACCACUUAUGCUGCUCCCGUUUACUUCACUGAGGCUCCUAAAUAUUCGGCUUCAACCUACUACCAGAACGAGGCUCCGAAGUACUACACCACUAAGGCGCCUGAAUACUACGCGCCUACUUAUGCUACCCCAAGCUACUACACCGAAUCCCCCGUCUAUUACACUACAACUUACUCCGCUCCCGAGUACUACACCACCAAGGCUCCCGAGUACUACUCAGCUCCAAGUUACUACCAAACUGAAGCCCCCAAAUACUACACCACAAAAGCGCCAGAGUACUACACCACCACUUACGCUGCUCCCAGUUACUACACCGACGCUCCAGCCUACUACCCAACAUAUGCAACCCCAUCUUACUACACUGAGCCACCAAAGUACUAUUAAUUGUUAAGAUUGUGUUGUCCAUCUAGCUCGAUGAAGUGUCAAUUAGAUUUUGUUUUAUCAUUGGCAGUCCUCGUUCCAAAUUAAGUAUUUCCUUGAUAUAUAUUUAUGCAUUCACUAGUCGUUCCAUACCAUUGUGGUUACUCAAUGAAAUGAUGAAUAAAAAUGUAUAUUGUUACCUAA
Molecule: messenger RNA, 2180 nt
Organism: Daphnia magna
Lineage: Eukaryota; Metazoa; Arthropoda; Branchiopoda; Diplostraca; Daphniidae
Product: extensin-2
Exons: 3
Source: RefSeq, a predicted model, not a curated record